Molecule: messenger RNA, 3540 nt
Organism: Sorghum bicolor (sorghum)
Lineage: Eukaryota; Viridiplantae; Streptophyta; Magnoliopsida; Poales; Poaceae
Product: putative 12-oxophytodienoate reductase 8
Exons: 4
Coding region: 2033-3367 (444 amino acids)
Molecular function (GO): oxidoreductase activity; FMN binding
Source: RefSeq, a predicted model, not a curated record
GUGUUUUAGUUAUUGUAGGAAUCAUCCUCUUUUCAAUACCAAUUUAUCCUAUGAGAGAAGCAUUCCUACGGAAUCAAGAACAGAAGGUAUUAUCUUUUUCAGGUCAUUGAUAUCUGAAUAAAAUUGUGGAGGCUACUCAGCACCACUUUGUAAAUAUCCCAGAGUCCAGUAAGAGUGACCACCAUUUCCUUGAUUUGACAGCAAAACCCUUUAAGUUUUCUGUUUGUCACACAAGAAGAGUAAAUGUAGAUUAACAGAUCAAUUUGACCAGUGUAACUGGGGAAAUGAGUCAUAACAUGAAGGCAUGUGAGCUUGUUAAGGUGGUCAGUGAUGAAGUUUCAAUUUCUUGCAUCCUGGGUGAUUAUUUUUUUAUUUACACCCUGUUUUUCAUGUUUAUCGAUCUUGUCAACCUCUUACUGUAGUAUGUAAUUGGUGCUCUGUUCCCAUGCCUUAGUCAUAGCCAUGCUAACAGCUAAUAAACAUUAUGCAUAAUUCCGAUGCUUUCAAAGUCUGAAUCAGUUGAUAUAUGGGAUUACCUUGUGUUAUGAUGGCCUCAUUCUUUGGGACAUAUUUUCAUAUUGCUGUUAUCAAUCCUAGUGAGAUGCUUGCUCUUGCAAAAGAAAUGAAAAAUGACACCUUAGAUCGUUUCUCUCUCUAAUAUAGAGCAGAUUGAGGCAUUUCCAGCAGAAUAUUUUCCAUUCAUGAGUUGGGCGGAGUGCCAUGUCUGAGGUGCUGUUGAUCCUUGCUAUUAUCUGGCUGAAGAUUUAAAUUUUGAUUGAGGUAGAAAUAAAAGGCUUGCCCAUCCGCAACUUGCUGCUAGGAUCUUAUUUGCUACUGCAGUAUGAGGCCACGGAUUAGCAUGAAGAUCUCUGUCCUUGGCAAACAAUUUGUUCAGGCAUCUAUAACUAGGGUGGGGGGUUUUUGCAACCCUUACAGAUGCUUGGAACCCACAACCCAGCCCUCCAAAAAGUUAACACCUAAGAUCAUUUAUCUCUCUAAUAUAGUAGACCAGAUUGUUGCCUUUCCACCAGAGUAUUUUCCACUCAUGAUUUGGCUGGGGUUCAGAGUAUUGUUCUGAGGUGAUGUUGAUCCUUGCUAUUAUCUGGGUGAAGAUUUGAAGAGUUAAAUUUUGAGGUAGAAAUAAAAGGUUUGCCCAUUAUUCUUGUUCAUGAUGCAGGUUAGGCUAUAUAUAUUCGUCAAGUGGGUUUUCUUUUGCUAAUCCUGAGUACUAAACGCAAGAAGUUUGACAUGGUUCUGAAUGUGCUGAAACAUGCUACUUGUUUUUUUAUCAUCUCAUAACUGCUAAGUCAAAAAAUUUGCAGUAUAUGUGGAAGAUUUUCCUGUUUCCCUUCUCGAAUCACAUGAAAUAGACAAGGAUGCAGAAAUGUGGUUUCAACAUAAAUUGGGGAUUCAUGGAGGCAAAGGUUUUUAUGCUAUCUGUCAUACUCUAGUAUGAAUUUAUCGUAGAUCCGUACAAGUUGGUCAUAGCAUCAAGCCAGCAGCAGUUCGAAUGAUGCAUGCUUUUAGAAGAAAAACAGCGAAGUAGCAAUAUAUUGCGAGCUUGAAAUACUAAACCAUUUCAUUCGUUUUAAUUAUGAUUGGGAAAAUCGGGUAUGCAUUAAUGUUCGGUUUGAAGUCAAUUCUUGUUCUUGAUUUGAAAGAAGAUAAUUUGAUUUCCCCUAUGUUUAAUUGGAACUUUUCUAAAAGGCUAAAAUCUUGAUUUGAUUAUUCUAAACUCCCCUGUGUACUGUGUUUUGUGUAACGAAGAUUGGAUACUAAGGUCCGGUUAGAAGUUACUCUAUUGCACAAAGUAGCAAUAGCAACACCUCAUGAGCUUGGGAAUGAUCGACUGUUGCUGCUCGCCCCCAGCAUGUUCUGCUUUGGGCACCCAUAGCUGCUGGUCAAGCCUGAGCAAAACGGAUGUUUGACUAGUUAACACAGCCACAGCACCCAGUGUCAGGUAUUUAUUUGUCUAAAAAGUUAUGACUGAAAAUACUAUUUAUUCAUUGUUGUGAGAGAAAAACAUUGUUGAAUGACUGAUUUGAUAGAUAAGCUCAAAGGAACGGGUGUACCUUACGUGAAUGCAAGUCAUGCCCCCACAACAUGCCAUGCUGUUGCUGCACUCGCGUGCCAGUUUUCUGGGAACUACCUCGCAGCUGGCUUUACCGUCCCCAGUCUGCUCUCCUCCCUGACGCACAGUAAUCAGGCAUCAACAUCAUCACCAUCACCAACAACAAAGCCAAGGAACAAAGCAGGAUCGUCCAUGGAAGCAAAAGCAAUCCCACUCCUCACGCCCUACACCAUGGGGAGGUUCCACCUCUCCCACAGGGUUGUCCAUGCACCGCUCACAAGGUCAAGGUGCUACAACAACCUUCCUGGCGAGCAUGUCGCCCUCUACUACUCCCAGAGGGCUUCGGAAGGCGGCCUCCUGAUCAGUGAGUCCACUGGGGUCUCGGAGAGUGCCCAGGGGUAUCCCAGCACUCCAGGUAUAUGGACCAAGGACCAGGUGGAAGCCUGGAAGCCAGUCGUCGAAGGUGUGCAUCAGAAAGGUGGAGUUUUUUUCUGCCAAAUCUGGCACGUAGGGAGGGCUUCAACUUAUGAUUAUCAACCCAAUGGACAAGCACCAAUUUCUUGUACGGACAAGCAGAUCACCCCUAAGGUUCUUGAUGAUGGGACCGUGGAAGAAUUCUCAGCCCCAAGGAGACUUAGAGAAGAUGAAAUCCCCCAAAUUGUCAAUGAUUUUCGGCUUGCUGCUCGGAACUGCAUUGAAGCAGGCUUUGACGGAGUUGAAAUCCACUGUGCAUUUGGCUAUCUCAUCGAGCAGUUCAUGAAAGACAGUGUCAACGACAGAACUGAUGAGUACGGUGGAAGCAUGGAAAACCGAUGCCGCUUUGCACUAGAGGUAAUCCAAGCUGCCAUCGAUGAGGUCGGAGCUGACAAGGUUGGUGUCCGUCUCUCACCAUAUUCCAACUGCCUGGAUUGCUGGGACUCAGACCCAGACGCACUUGGCUUGUACAUGAUCCACGCCAUGAACAAGCUGGGCGUCCUCUACUGCAGCAUGGUUGAGCCGGAGGUGGUCAAAGUGGAUGGUAAGGUGCAGAUCCCCCACAAGCUGCUGCAUUUCAGGAAGGCAUUUUCUGGGACUUCCAUUGUUGGUGGAGGAUACAACAGGGAAGAAGGCAACAGAGCUGUGUCUGAAGGCUACACUGACCUGGUGGCAUACGGCAAAUGGUUUCUGGCGAACCCAGACUUGCCAAAGCGAUUUGAGCUGAAUGCACCUUUGAACAAGUACGACAGGUCCACGUUCUACACUCCUGACCCCGUUGUUGGGUACACUGAUUACCCUUUUAUCAGUCCUUCUGUGUGACUUCUUGAGAGAAGAAAAAAAAAUGGUGCUAUAUAUAACUUGCUCUUGACAUAGAGUUUCAAUGAAAUGAAAUUGUUCAACUGGCUGGACAGCUUACACUCGUCAGGUGCCGCUACUGAACUUUGGUAAAACAUUAGUGCCUUAGUGGUUCUUCUUUUGUUGAGAUUUUGAAA